UAUAAAAUAAUGGUAUAUAACAAUAUUUUAAUAAAAUGUAUAAAUUCAAAAGAAAAAUUGUAUUAAACUUACUAACAACAAAAAACAACAACAAUUAUUAAAGUUAUUUUUUUACAAAAAAAAAGUUGAAAUAAAACACGUUCAAAGUGAAGGUCAAUGCAACUACCAAUAAUUAAUACACGCAAAAAAAUUAAAAACAUAAUAAACUUAAAAUAAGUGUUUUAAACGAAAGUGCAAGUGUAAAACAUUACGUUAAUAAAUUAACAAAAAUCAUGCCAAAUUUUUUGAAAUCUUGGGGCGUUACUAGUUGCCAAAACUCCCUUAACAUAUCAGCGUUAAGAUUAACAACACCAAUUACUACUACUACUACUUCCGUCAUGUUGCCCUUGAAAUUUUUAAUUUCCAUAAUUAUGGCCUUAGGCCUUUUUACCGCCUUGGUGUUAGGUGAAACCAUUCCAACACAAAAUAUGUCAAAUAAAGAACGUGAAGCUUUAAGAGAAGAAGCUCGUGAUAUGUUUUAUCAUGCUUAUCAUGCCUAUAUGGAUAAUGCCUAUCCAGCAGAUGAAUUAAUGCCCUUAUCCUGUAAGGGUAGAUAUCGAGGUGUUACACCCUCACGUGGUGAUAUGGAUGAUAUAUUGGGAAACUUUUCUAUGACUUUAGUUGAUACACUCGAUACUUUAGUUCUAUUAGGAGAUUUUGCUGAAUUUGAACAUGGCGUUAAACUGGUUAUACGCGAUGUCCAAUUUGAUAGUGAUAUUAUUGUAUCGGUUUUUGAAACCAAUAUACGUAUGAUGGGUGGUCUACUAUCGGCCCAUAUAUUAGCUGAAUAUGUACAAAAGAAGGCACAAGUAAUGCCCUGGUAUAAGGGAGAACUGUUGGAGAUGGCCCGAGAUUUGGGUUAUCGUUUAUUGCCAGCAUUUAAUACCUCAACGGGUAUACCACAUGCUAGGGUGAAUUUACGUUAUGGCAUGAAAGAUGAACAGUUGAAGAAAUCAAGGGAAACGUGUACCGCAUGCGCGGGUACUAUACUAUUGGAAUUUGCAGCUUUGUCAAGAUUAACGGGUGAUCCUAUAUUCGAGGUUAGAGCUCAUGCUGCCAUGGAUGCCUUAUGGAAAUUGCGUCAUCGGGGGUCUGAUCUUAUGGGCACUGUUUUAAAUGUUCACUCUGGCGAUUGGGUGCGUCGUGAUUCAGGCGUUGGUGCUGGCAUAGAUUCCUAUUAUGAAUACCUUUUCAAAUCCUAUGUGCUUUUGGGUGAUGACAAAUAUUUAGCACGUUUUAAUCGUCACUACAAUGCUGUCAUGAAAUAUGUUAGUGAAGGACCCAUGCUCUUAGAUGUUCUAAUGCAUCGUCCUCAUGCCAAAUCUCGCAACUUUAUGGAUGCUUUAUUAGCCUUUUGGCCGGGUUUGCAAGUUUUAUCGGGUGACCUUAAACCGGCGGUACAAACACAUGAAAUGUUAUAUCAGGUCAUGCAAAUGCAUACCUUCAUACCAGAAGCAUUUACCAUAGAUUUUCAAAUACACUGGGGUCAACAUCAUCUAAGACCGGAAUUUAUAGAAUCAACCUAUUUCUUAUAUCGUGCCACAGGAGAUCAUCAUUAUCUGCAGGUGGGUAAGAAGGCCUUAAAAGCUUUACAACAAUACGCUAAGGUACCCUGCGGUUAUGCUGCUGUCAAUGAUGUGCGUACGGGUAAACAUGAAGAUCGUAUGGACUCGUUUGUUUUGUCUGAAACCUUUAAAUAUCUCUAUUUACUAUUUACGGAACCGCAAGACUUAAUACUAAAUGUCGAUGAAUUUGUUUUCACAACUGAAGCUCAUUUACUGCCACUAUCUCUAGCCCAAUUGGGCAAUUCCACUUACAAUUUCCGUCAAUCGGAGGAACAUAAUGUCUUGGAUUUCAUGCGCACCUGUCCCUCUUCGAAUAAGCUUUUUCCUGAGAAAGUACGCAAGCCGUUACGAAACUUCAUUUCCGGUUCGUGUCCGCGUACACCGUCGACGAAACGUUUACGGGCAUUGGACUUUCAAGCAAGUAAUGCUGAUCAUUUACGAGCUGUUUAUGACAUGGGCAUUACAAUGGUUUCAUUAGGCGAUGGCAAGGUGCGACUGUUUCAUAGUUUUUAUAAUGCUAAAUCUCCCGAAGAUGGUGAAAUGGGUCUGUUAUUUAUGCAGGAAAUGUUGGAAUUAACUAAACUACAAUCGGUGAAUCAGUUGGCACAAUUACAGGCUGUUGCUUACACCGUCGAUGACAAAUCAACCGAAUGGACCGCCCUAAUGGCUGGACCAUCACACUUUACACCCGAAUUAGUAGACGAUGAAUUUGUUGAGGGUGAAAUUAUUAUGUCCGAACCCCUAAGAGCCUGCACCGAUACCCUAAAAAAUGCCGAACAAGUACGUGGCAAAAUCCUAGUAGCGGAGCGCGGUGAAUGUACGUUUGUAAGUAAAGCACGUUUAGCACAAAAGUCGGGUGCUUUAGCGUUAAUUGUCUGUGAUAAUGUACCCGGUUCAUCGGGUGAAACACAACCCAUGUUUGCUAUGUCUGGUGAUGGCAAUAACGACGUUAAAAUCCCUGUUGUUUUCAUGUAUUCACAAGAAUUUACGAAACUUUCAACGGUUAUGCAAAGAAAACCACAUUUGAAGGUAAGAUUAAUGCAAAUGAUAGAAUUUAAACGUUGGCAAUUGGCGAAAGAAACUAAAGCGAAUGAGACGAGCACAGAGACAACAACAACAACGACUACAGCAACGACGCCUACUAAAAAAACGAAACCUGAUAAAGAAUUGUAGUGAUUACUUUAAAUAUUUUAAAUUCUUAUAAAUAUAUUUUUUUUUGUUUAGGUAAUUAAUUUGGAAAAUAACUAUUAAUACAACCUAUACAUAUAUCAUUAUUAAUUAUAGUUAUUAUACAUAUAUAGCGGGGGAUUAUAUGCAAUGUUCUCCAUCUUAGAUUUGGAUGAAAAAGGCGAAUUUGUUAGAAUAUUUUGUUUUUGUUUAGCUGCAAAAUAAGUUAUCUUAGCAAGUUUGGACAUGAUUAACAAGAAUCCGUCAAAAUAUUUGAAAUCGUUUGCCUCUAUUUGAAAUGUCAGCUAUUUUCUUAAAAAUCGGUCAAAAUAUUUGCCAUCGUCUGAAAGGUUUUCGAGAUAUCAAAAUAUUUGAUCAUUUUCAGUUGCAAAAUAAGUUAUCUUAGAAAUUUUGGGAACGCUAAACGCGAGUAUCCGUUAAAACAUUUAAAAUCGUUUGGAUAUUGAAAUACUUUAAAAUUCCUUCCUGGAUAUUGAAAUUCCUUUAAUUUUGAUUUUGUUUAGUGGCAAAAUAAGUUAUCUCUGAAUUAUUGAACAUGCUAAAAAAAGAAUUCUUUCGAAUAUUUGAAAUCAUAUGGAUAUUUUUCGAGUUAUCAGCUGUUUUAUUGCAAAUCCGUUGAAAUGCUUUAUAAUAAAGUUAUUUUUAAUUCUAUUUAGUGUCAAAAUGAGUUGUCUUAGAAAUUUUGCACAUUAUAAACGGGAAUUCGUUCAAAUAUUUGAAAUCGUUUGGAUAUUUUUCGGGAUAUUAGUUGUUUUAUUGCAAAUUAAUUUAAAUACCUUAAAAUUCUUAUAAUUUUGAUUAUGUUUAGAGGCAAAAUAAGUUAUCUUUUUAAUUUUGAACAUGCUAAACGAGAAUCUAUCAAAUUAUUUAAAAUCUUUUGGAUUGUUUACCUGAUAACCGCUGUUUAGUUGCAAAUCUGUUGAAAUAUAUUAAAAUUCAAGUAAUUUUGAUUAUGUUUAGAUGCAAAAUAAGUUAUCUUAGUAAUUUUGCACAUGCAAAACGAAAAUUCAAGUAUUUUUGAUUAUGUUUAGUUGCAAAAUGAGUUAUCUUAGUAAGUUUAGACAUUCUCAACAAGAAUCUUUCAACUUUUUUCUUAAAAUGCAACUAUUUUAAAUUUUGUUUAGUAGCAAAAUAAGUUAUCUUAGUAAUUUUUAACAUCCUAAACAACAAUCCGUUGAAAUAUUUGAAUUCGCGAUUAUCAUUUUCGAGUUAUCACUCGAUUUAUAUCAAAUCUGUUCAAAAGCUUUAAAAUUUGUUUAGUUUAGUGACAAAAGAAGUUAUCUUAGAAAUUUAGCACAUACUAAACUAAAAUUCAUGUAUUUUUGAUUUUGUUUAGUUGCAAAAUAAGUUAUGUGAGUAAGUUUAGACAUUCUCAACAAGAAUCUGUCAAAAUUUUUUGGAUUUUUCACGAGAUAUUAGCAUUUUUUGUUGAAAUGCUUUAAAAUUCAACUAUUUGUAAUUGCGUUUAGUAGCAAAAUAAGUUAUCUUAGUAAUUUUGACGAUUCUAAACAAAAAUCCGUUGAAAUAUUAGAAUACGCGUGCAUCGUUUUCGAGAUAUCACGCGAUUUUUAUCAAAUCUGUUGAAAUGCUUUCAAAUCGUUCAAUUUUGAUUAUGUUUAGUUGCAAAACAAGUUAUCUUAGUAAUUUUGAACAUGCUAAACGAAAAUUCAAAUAUUUGUGAUUAUGUUUAGUUGCAAAAUAAGUUAUCUUAGUAAGUUUAGACAUUCUCAACAAGAAUCUGUCAACAUUUUUUGGAUUUUUCACGAGAUAUUAGCAUUUUUUGUUAAAAUGCUUUAAAAUUCAACUAUUUGUAAUUGCGUUUAGUAGCAAAAUAAGUUAUCUUAGUAAUUUUGACGAUUCUAAACAAAAAUCCGUUGAAAUAUUAGAAUACGCGUGCAUCGUUUUCGAGAUAUCACGCGAUUUUUAUCAAAUCUGUUGAAAUGCUUUCAAAUCGUUCAAUUUUGAUUAUGUUUAGUUGCAAAACAAGUUAUCUUAGAAAAUUUUUGACAUUCUAAACGAAAACUCAAAUAUUUGUGAUUAUGUUUAGUUGCGAAAUAAGUUAUCUUAUUUAUUUUGGACAUUCU
Messenger RNA from Lucilia sericata (common green bottle fly), 4876 nucleotides. RefSeq names its product ER degradation-enhancing alpha-mannosidase-like protein 3 (gene Edem2). The record is from RefSeq and is a predicted model, not a curated record. Gene Ontology annotation, cellular component: endoplasmic reticulum; membrane. Gene Ontology annotation, biological process: endoplasmic reticulum mannose trimming; carbohydrate metabolic process; mannose trimming involved in glycoprotein ERAD pathway. The coding region runs from base 273 to 2777 and encodes 834 amino acids. The transcript is spliced from 7 exons. Gene Ontology annotation, molecular function: calcium ion binding; mannosyl-oligosaccharide 1,2-alpha-mannosidase activity. Lineage: Eukaryota; Metazoa; Arthropoda; Insecta; Diptera; Calliphoridae.